AUGACGUCACUGAGUAAAAUGGUACCGGUGGCAUCACGUGGGCUUCUGAAGCCAACCUCAUUCGUGAUGCCUGCCAUACGAGAAUCUCACGCCGCUCUGUUUAGGAAGAGACCUGCUCAGCUCAUCACCAAUAGGAUUAAGGAUUACUGCCAUUUUUAUUUCUUUGGAAUCGGAGUGUUUCCGAUCAUGCUCUGUCUAGCUUAUAAUCACAUAGUGUAUGGAACUUGCGAACUUGGUAAUUCUCAUCUCCAGGACUACUCAAUUUCUUUUCUUUAUCAGGGUGAGCCUCCGCACUACUGGCAGUUUGAGAGAACACCAGUACGUCAAUGGUGGGCGAAACAUUUCGGAGUGUCGGACAUCGAACAUCAUGAGAGAAAUCUUGCUUACUACGAAAAAACAGGAAUACAAGCCAGAUGGAGGCAAAUUGAGGAGCGUGUGAAACAUCUGGAAUCCGAGCGUUGGGAUUACAAGGCAUGGAGUUAUCAACCGGUGUCGUCUACUUGGGUGGACCUGGCAAGAUGGCAUUCCUUGCGUCUCCGAGACCAAUAUGAACAACACGGACAUUAUCCACAGUAA
Molecule: messenger RNA, 576 nt
Organism: Haemonchus placei
Lineage: Eukaryota; Metazoa; Nematoda; Chromadorea; Rhabditida; Trichostrongylidae
Source: the annotation of a GenBank genome assembly